Closterium sp. NIES-65 is the source of this 1152-nucleotide messenger RNA. Lineage: Eukaryota; Viridiplantae; Streptophyta; Zygnematophyceae; Desmidiales; Closteriaceae. The record is from the annotation of a GenBank genome assembly.
AUGGACGUGGACGUGGAGGACUUGGACGUGGACAUGGACGUGGACGUGGAUGUGGACGUGGACGUGGACGUGGACAUGGACAUGGACGUGGACCUGGACGUGGACGUAGACAUGGACGUGGACGUGGACGUGGACAUGGACGUGGACGUUGACGUGGACGUGGACAUGGACGUGGAGAUGGAUGUGGACGUGGACGUGGACGUGGUUGUGGACGUGGACGUGGACGUGGACGUGGACGUGGACGUGAAGGACUUGGACGUGGACAUGGACGUGGACGUGGACGUGGACGUGGACGUGGACGUGGUCGAGGACGUGAAGGACUUGGACGUGGAUGUCGACGUGGACGUGGUCGUGGACGUGGACGUGGACAUGGACGUGGACGUGGACGUGGACAUGGACGUGGACGUGGACGUCGACGUGGACAUCGACGUGGACGUGGACGUGGACGUGGACGUGGACCUGGACGUGGACGUGGACGUGGACGUGGACGUCGACGUGGACAUCGACGUGGACGUGGACGUGGACGUGGACCUGGACGUGGACGUGGAUGUGGAGGACUUGGACGUGGACAUGGACGUGGACAUGGACGUGGACGUGGACGUGGACAUGGACGUGGAUGUGGACGUGGACGUGGACGUGGACAUGGACGUGGACGUGGACGUCGACGUGGACGUGGAUAUGGACGUGGACAUGGACGUGGACAUGGACGUGGACAUGGACGUGGACGUGGACGUGGACAUGGACGUGGACAUGGACGUGGACGUGGACAUGGACGUGGACGUGGACGUGGACAUGGACGUGGACAUGGACAUUGACGUGGACGUGGACAUGGACGUGGAUGGGACGUGGACGUGGACGUGGACAUACGUGGACAUUGUCGUGGACGUGGACGUGGACGUGGACGUGGUCGUUGACGUGGACGUUGACGUGGACGUGGACGUGGACUUGGACGUGGACGUGGACGUGGACAUGGACGUAGACGUGGACGUGGACAUGGACGUGGACGUAGACGUGGAGGACUUGGACGUGGACAUGGACGUGGACGUGGACGUGGACUUGGAGAUGAACGUGGACGUGGACGUGGACGUGGACAUGGAGGUGGACAUGGACGUGGACGUGGAUGCUCUUGGACCAGGCAAGCUCUUGGACUAG